AAGUCUGUAUUGCUUGCUGCUUUGACCGAGUAGAGGGUGAGGCGCAGUGAGCACUCUGAGCCGGGUGAGUUUAAGGAUACGACGUGAUUCGGCCCAGUGAACCAAGUUUCCCUGCAGCGACAAAAUCACAACGGACCCCGUGCUGAGCCGCAACGUCGACGGGCUGCUGCAAAAUCAACAAACCCCUCGGCAGCUCGAGUCCGCGGCCAUGGCCAAGGACGCAACGGCCUCACCCUCAACGCUUUCGCCUUCGAAGCCGUCGUCAACGGGGUUUGAAUCCGUCACGUCGCCUAUCCUCGACCCACGCGACAGACAUGAAACCGACUCUUACUGGCCCGUAUUCGAGACCAAAGACCAAAUCCCCGCGUGGCUGCGCGACAAUGAUUACAUCAUGGGAAGCCACCCAAUGCCAACCUAUUCCUACAGACGCUUAUGGCGUCUUUGGCGCUGUCUGCACAUGGAGACCAUGAACAUCUGGACACACCUCCUCGGAGCCGCAGCCUUUUUGACAGCCGGCGUGACACUGUACAAGUACACCUCGGCCUCGGGCGCUUUCCGUCUCGCCGCAGGCGACAAGUUUGCAUUCGGCGGCUUUCUCACCUCAGCCACCCUCUGCUUCGGGCUGAGCACCGCGUUCCACACUCUGAGGAGCCACUCGUACAACACCCAUCACUUUUGGGGGAAGAUGGAUAUCCUCGGCAUCUGCGUGCUCGCCCUCGGCGCCGGGACUUCCAUGACCUACUACGCGUUUUACUGCCGGCCGGUCGUGCAGCGGGUGUACUGGAGCCUCAACCUCUGCUCCGCCCUCGCCGCCGCGUUCACGCUCUUCGACACGGGCGGCGGGGGCAGCAAGAUGAGGACCCUCCGCGGUGGGGUCUUCGGCCUACUCACCCUGUCGGCCAUGCUGCCGCUGUUCCACGGCGCCGGCGAAAUGGGCUGGGCCCUGGCAUGCGAGGAGAUCGGCGCCGCUUGGUACCUUGCCGAGGGACUGUCUCUCUUGGUCGGGGUGUGCCUGUUCGUGGGUCGGAUCCCCGAGAGGUUUCGUCCCGGGCUCGUUCGACAUCUGGGGUCAUUCGCACCAGCUUUUCCACGUGUUUGCUGUGCUUGGUGGGGCUUUCCAUGUUUGCGCUGGCGGCCGGGUACCGCUAUCGCCAAGCGUUUCCUCAGUGCUGAUGGCCUUACUAUCGAACUUAGCCUUGUAUCUAGUGCCAAUCCCUAAUUCCAGACCUCCUUUUCGUCCCCCUAGAGGAGGGAGGCCCAAAACCUGUCCCGUUAGAGAGUCGCGUAAAGUUGACAAGUUUCGUAGCAUGGUGAGCCGGGGGCGAAGCGAGCCUGAGUUCUUGACUAACAAACCUGGGG
Messenger RNA from Phialemonium atrogriseum, 1359 nucleotides. Its product is annotated as hemolysin-III related-domain-containing protein. Gene Ontology annotation, molecular function: signaling receptor activity. Bases 209 to 1219 code for a protein of 336 amino acids. Gene Ontology annotation, cellular component: membrane. The record is from RefSeq and is a predicted model, not a curated record. Lineage: Eukaryota; Fungi; Ascomycota; Sordariomycetes; Cephalothecales; Cephalothecaceae. The transcript has a single exon.